CAUCAUAGUAACCAUGGUUCAAGGCUCUUUCAAGCGUCAAGUCGAGGUUGGCCGUGUUGUCCUCAUCAACUACGGUACCGAUAGCGGAAAGCUCGCUGUCAUCGUUGACAUUGUUGACCACAACCGUGCCCUCAUUGAUGGCCCCACCACCGGUGUCAGCCGUCAGGCUUUCCCCUUCCGCCGCAUGACCUUGACCCGUUUCGUCGUCAAGGAUCUUCCCCGCGGUGCUGGUCAGACCGUCCUCAAGAAGUACUUGGAGAAGAACCAGACCGUUGCCACCUGGGAGAAGUCUGCCUGGGCCCAGAAGCUCGCUGUCCGCAAGGUCCGUGCUGGUCUCACCGACUUUGACCGUUUCAAGGUCCAGAAGUUCAAGAGCCAGCGCCGUUACGCUGUUGGUGCUGCUGUUGCCAAGGCCACCAAGGCCGUUUAAACAAAAAAAAAAACAUCACCAACAAUAAAAUAAAACCAGAAUGAUAAUAAUAACAAUAACAAUAAUAAUAAUAAAGUAAUAGUAGUAUGACAUACAUUAUUAUUAUCUUUGUCUUCUUCUUUGUCUUCUGGUUUCUUAUGUGUCGAAAAUAUAUAUUAUAUUAUUUUGUAUUAUAUAUGUAUUGGGAUUAAGAAAGUGAACAAAAGUAAAGAAGUGUAUUAUAUAUAUAUAUGUCAAUAUGUACUUCUUAUCGCUUUUUCCAUGAAUGUGCAUAGACUUUUUCAAAGUCCAUAGUACCCACCGUUCUAUCCCAUUCAUCUACUGUCUUGAUAUACAACCGCCGUCCAGUUACUGGAUCUCCAAACAACUCAGCCCACCAUGCCAAAUUCUCGUCGUUUGUCACAAGAACCAGCCGUUCAGGUUUUCUGGAUGUCGAAGAUUGUGAUUGUGAUUGUGAUAGAUUUUCUUCACGGCGCUUGGCAUAAUAAUACAGCAAGCAGCUGAUAAUUGGUCGAUAUGCUUUUGGAACGUCACUGCAGAUCAGAGGAGGCUCGUCUUCUUCGUCUUCUUCGUCUUCCUCUCCUCCUCCUUCUCGAUCGUCUUCAUUUUCUUCGUCUUCUUCAUCUGUUUCUUCUCCGGCCUCACUCUCACUUUCCAAUUCUUCGUCUUCAUCAAAACGACGUCUCUUGAACAGUUCUUCUCCAGAACUUGAAUCAGAGUCAGACUCAGACUCAGAGUCAGAAUCAUGAUUAUGGUCAGAAUCAAGUGUCUUGGCUCUCUUUCCAUCCUCUCCUUCGUCUUCGUCUUUUUCGUCCUCGGUCUUGAGAUUUUCAUCAUCAAGGUCGUCAAUAUCUGUCAGAUUUGCCCCACUCAACGACUGCCGUGACUCCUCUCCAAUCCAG
This is a messenger RNA of Phycomyces blakesleeanus NRRL 1555(-), 1332 nucleotides long. RefSeq lists its product as hypothetical. Gene Ontology annotation, molecular function: RNA binding; structural constituent of ribosome. NCBI's taxonomy places the organism in Eukaryota, Fungi, Mucoromycota, Mucoromycetes, Mucorales, Phycomycetaceae. The transcript is spliced from 2 exons. Gene Ontology annotation, cellular component: cytosolic large ribosomal subunit; ribosome. Bases 14 to 430 code for a protein of 138 amino acids. Gene Ontology annotation, biological process: translation; ribosomal large subunit biogenesis. The record is from RefSeq and is a predicted model, not a curated record.